AUGUGGUAUUGUGGAAGAAUUCUUUUCAAAAUUGUGUGAAUUUGAUUUAUCAGGAGAUGAAAAGUUGGGUGGGAAGGAGAAUUGGUGGCCAGAGGCUGAUAUUAUUAUAAGUGCAGUGUCAUAGUCAUCCUCUUUUUUUAUUGUACCUCCCCCAUUUAUUACCCCUGUCUCUACUCUUCCAUUCCUCCAUUAACACUAAAUGCCCUCUGCCUCACUUCCCAUCUUCCCUUCUCCUUGUUCCUGAAUUGGCAGCCUUUCUUCCCCAAUAGGGGUUCCUUGUCUCUUUGAAUUUACCCCUUGACCAAUCUCUCUCUCUCUCUCUCUCUCUCUCUCUCUCUCUCUCUCUCUCAAUAGAAAAAUCUAAAAAUAUUCCGUGAUCUUUGUAUGGUCACAGCUUCUUUGAUCUUGGAAGAACCCAACAACAGUUCUUGAAAUAACUCAGGCAAGGGAGAGAGGUACUACUAGCCCUUUUUUUAAUUUUUCCUGAUCCAAGUGUCUAGAUCACAUACAGUGAGAUGGCGUCCUCCAGCUCGUACAACUCUCCGUGUGCUGCCUGCAAGUUCUUGAGAAGGAAAUGCAUGCCUAGCUGCAUAUUUGCACCGUACUUCCCACCUGAAGAACCACAGAAAUUCGCCAACGUGCACAAGAUCUUUGGUGCGAGCAACGUUACCAAGCUCCUCAACGAGAUUCUCCCCCACCAGAGAGAAGACGCUGUGAAUUCGCUCGCCUACGAGGCUGAGGCCCGCAUGAAGGACCCAGUUUACGGCUGCGUUGGCGCAAUCUCAUUCCUCCAAAGACAGGUCCACAGGCUCCAAAAUGAGCUUGAUGCCGCCAAUGCUGAUCUGAUUCGAUAUGCUUGCAAUGAUAUGCAGACAGCAUUGCCGCCAAUGCCACCGCCUUGCCCAAGGCCAAGCGAAUUGGGUAGAAGGGGAAAUGGAGGAGGUUCUCUCCAUCAGAGUUCUGUCUUACCUGCUUCAUAUCCUCCUCCAUGGGGUAAUAACCCUCCAGUGGGAUUCAGUACGCUGCUCUACUGGUUUCCAGGAAGGGAUUAUUGAUACAUGUGAGGGUACGUUUCAGAAGAGAAUUAUUAAUUGCACGUGGAUAUAACUUUCUCUUCCUUUUGCAGCUUAAGUCUUCCAAACCCUUCACUAUUCCCAUU
Magnolia sinica is the source of this 1159-nucleotide messenger RNA. Its product is annotated as LOB domain-containing protein 25-like. The transcript has 3 exons. The coding region runs from base 516 to 1055 and encodes 179 amino acids. NCBI's taxonomy places the organism in Eukaryota, Viridiplantae, Streptophyta, Magnoliopsida, Magnoliales, Magnoliaceae. The record is from RefSeq and is a predicted model, not a curated record.